Molecule: messenger RNA, 1206 nt
Organism: Nomia melanderi (Alkali bee)
Lineage: Eukaryota; Metazoa; Arthropoda; Insecta; Hymenoptera; Halictidae
Source: RefSeq, a predicted model, not a curated record
ACAAUUGCAUAAAUAUGAUUAUAACCUUACAAUUUCGCAAAUACUUUCGAUAAUAAAAUUUAUUUAAUAUUAUACAUGAAAAAACGGUGUGUUUUAAAUAAAAUAUAAUAACGUAGAAUACAGUUGGAAAAAUAAAAGUUAAUAUAAGAAAUGAACCUAUCACGGUUGUGCGAAAUGGUACUUCAAUCUGAUGUCAUUGAUUUGCACCAUUAAAAAUUGUGGGAUUUAAAUGAACCUAUUAUGAAGUCGGUAUUCGGGAGUAAAUAGAUCGUAAAGAAACCGUAAGACAUCUUACGGUCGAGAUACUGUAGAAUUUAUGGUAAACCCAUCCAAAUUACAAAUUUCUUCAAAAAUCGCUGGAACAAACACUUGACUUUUGUCCUUAACCUUUAAGAACAAUGAACAGGUUCGAAUACAUUGAAGUACGAUUUCAUCCAAGUGAAAAUCAUGUACGACGUGACAUCGGUGUACGGUUGUAUGAUGGUGACAAUAAGACACACUUUGAAGGUGGUGAAUUAGUACUUACAAGUCACAGAAUUAUUUGGGGAAGACCUGGUGAUAUAUCCCGUGGCCAUACAUGUCUAUCAUUACCUCUUCGUUAUGUUAUUUUUUUUGAAGAAGAUGUUCCUAGUCCAUUUUCUUUUGGACGUAGUAAGAAAGUUAUCGUACAUCUCUCAGAAGCUACAAGCAAUAAACUACCUGGUCCAUUUGACAAUAGCGUUCAUAAUUAUAUAAAAUUAUCAUUCAAAGAAGGCUUAGAUCCUAACUUUAUUAUGCAUUUGUCUGAUACUAUUUCAAGACAAAUGUGGGAAAUAAUACCCAUUAUGCCAGCAAAUUAUUAUAAUCCUAGUGUGCAAAAUAGUGGUGAUAGUCCAAAGUCACUUCCACAAAUAAAAAUCAGAACUGGCAUUAUAGGAAUAGAGAGAAGUCUGCAAGAGCAACAGAAAGCAACAGAUGAAAGUAUAUCAAUGGCAUUCCAAGAUCUCAAGAAGCUUAUGCAAAUGGCCAAAGACAUGGUUUCCAUAUCAAAAACCAUCUCAGCAAAAAUACGGGAGAGGCAAGGAGACAUCACGGAGGAUGAAACAGUCAGAUUUAAAUCCUACUUAAUGAGUCUUGGUAUUGACGACCCUGUAACUCGCGAUGCAUACAAAAGCAGUAAUGAAUAUUUUAAGGAGCUAGCAAAACAACUGGCUGAUAUCUUAGAAG